This is a messenger RNA of Syngnathus typhle (broad-nosed pipefish), 3474 nucleotides long. RefSeq names its product axin-2-like. Bases 1 to 2505 code for a protein of 834 amino acids. The record is from RefSeq and is a predicted model, not a curated record. The transcript has 10 exons. Gene Ontology annotation, biological process: negative regulation of canonical Wnt signaling pathway. NCBI's taxonomy places the organism in Eukaryota, Metazoa, Chordata, Actinopteri, Syngnathiformes, Syngnathidae.
AUGAGUUGGCUGCUUGUGGACCACAUCACCAGCAGUUUCCGAGAAGAUGCUCCUCGACCCCCGGUGCCUGGGGAGGAGGGCGAGGCGCCCUGCUACCCCGGCAAACGCACCACAAUGAAACGGGAGCCCAGCAAAUCGGUGGCGCUCGGCCCGCCAGGCCCCUCGGCCCGGAGGAACGAGGAUGGUCUCGGGGAGCCCGAGGGGAGCGCCUCACCGGAUUCGCCGCUGUCCCGCUGGACCAAGUCUCUGCAUUCUCUCCUUGGGGACCAAGACGGCGCCCUCCUCUUUCGGACAUUCCUGGAGACCGAAAAGUGCGCAGACGCCUUGGACUUUUGGUUUGCCUGCAAUGGCUUUAGGCAGAUGAACCUGAAGGAUAGCAAAACGCAGCGAGUGGCCAAAGCCAUUUACAAGCGCUACAUCGAGAACAACGGCGUGGUGGCCAAGCAGCUCAAGCCCGCCACCAAGACCUUUAUCAAGGAUAACGUCAAGAAGCAGCACAUCGACUCCGCUAUGUUCGACCAGGCGCAGAUGGAGAUCCAAAGCAACAUGGAGGAGAACGCCUACCAGAUGUUUCUGUCCUCUGAUGUUUUCUUCAAGUUUGUGAGGAGCGGCGGCGAAAACGCCAUUCACGUCAACCCCGACGGCCUGAACGAGCUUCAGGUCGUGUGCGGAUAUCUGCCAACGCUCAACGAGGAAGAAGAGUGGAGUUUUGAUUUUAAGAGCAAAGCGGCCGCCAUGGGACUGCUGGUGAAGUCGCCGCGGAUGGCCGUGACCGUCAAGGGGCUGGAGGUCAUGGAGAGGGGCUACAGGUGGUCCAAGGGAGGAGACGUUUGCCAUGUGGGCUCCUUUGCUCCCGUCAGCAGCACCAACGACAGCGAGGUGUCCAGCGAUGCCUUGACAGACGACAACAUGUCUGUGACCGACAGCAGCGUAGAUGGCAUCCCUCCUUACAAACUGAGCUCCAAGAAGCUGCUUCAGAGGGAGAUGCAGCGGAACGUGCGCAUGAACAGCAAAGUGUCUCUGCCUGCUUUCCCCCGUGCCCGCUGUCCUCCCAAGGAAGGGGUCCCGGUGGAGCCGGCAAAGUUUGCCGCUCAGCUCAUCUCGCGCCUGGAGAGCCUGAAGAGGGAACAGGACAGCCUCAGCUCUCUGGAGGAGAGGCUGCAGCAGAUUCAGGAGGAGGAGGAACGAGAGGACGCAGAGGUAGUGGGAAGCGCUCAGCACGUUUCCCCCCACCCGCAGAGCCUACUCCCCAGCUCGUCCGAGGAAGACCCCCAGGCCAUCCUGGAUGAGCACCUGUCGCGCGUCCUGAAGACCCCCGGGUGCCAGUCCCCGGCCGUCAUCUGGCACUCGCCCCGCUCCCGCUCGCCCGAUCAUCGGCCCUUCACGCGGGCCGGCUCGGGACUCAAGGCGGGUUCCCUUUCCGGUCCCGACCAGGGGGCCUUGGCGCUCGGCCUGGGCCCUGGCGGGACCCUGGUGGGCAGCCAGGGCAGCAAGCACAUCCACCACCACUACAUCCACCAUCAUGCCAGCCCCAAGACCAAAGAGCAGUUUGAGAGAGAGGCGGCUCUGCGCGUGCACACGCUGUGCUCCACUGGUGGCGAGUUCCCGCCCUGCCAGGGUUAUCAGCGUAGCCGCAGCCUGGGCCGAGACUUGUGCAGCGCCGUCACGACCGAUGCCAGCAUGGGACGUUCCAGCUCUCUGUCGCGACGCACGCGGCGCUCAGGGCUUGAGGAGGGCGUGGCUGAAAGGUGCGCCGAGGAGUGCGGCCCCCUCCAGCCACCCAGCAACACGGCCGACCCCGCUCGCAAUGUCUUGCAGUGGAUCCUCGAAAGCAAGCGACAAGGCAGGCACAAGUCAAGUGGCACCCAGAGCAGCAAAAAAUCUUUUGGGGUCUCCUCGACCCAGACUCACACGUGGGGUGGCGGCGGAAACUGCGCUCAUCUUCGCGGCCACCAGCCUUCGCAGCCGUUCGUCCAAGACCCCGCCAUGCCCCCCCUGCCCCCUCCCAACACUUUGGCCCAGCUGGAGGAGGCGUGCCGCAGACUGGAGGAGGUUUCCAUCCCCAAGAGCGCCAAGCAAAGGCAUUCGCUGUCCAGUCUCCAGCGGGACAAGAGCCAUGUUGUGCCUGUGCAGACUGAGGGAUCCGCCCUCGUGUCUCCUGCUAACUGCCUCAACAUUGCCGCCGGCCCCAGUCCCCAGUCAGACGACACUGCAGAGUGUCGAAAGAGUUUAACGACCCACAGGCCAUGUGACGGCGGUGAGACGGUGGUGACCUACUUCUUUUGCGGGGAGGAGAUCCCGUAUCGGAGGACCAUGAAGAGCCACAGCCUCACCCUCGGCCACUUCAAGGAGCAGCUGCGCAAGAGGGGCACCUACAGAUACUAUUUCAAGAAGGCCAGCGACGAGUUUGAGUGCGGCGCCGUAUUUGAGGAAGUGUCGGAUGACGGCUCCUUGUUGCCCACCUAUGAGGGCAAAAUCCUGGGCAAGGUGGAGAGGAUGGACUGAGGCCGAUGAAGGACGACCGGCCGCGCGACUUGUCUCGAGUGCACCGGAAAACUCCCCAGAAACGUGUCGACAGGACUGAAGGUGAAUGACCACUCGUCAAGCAAGCGGAAUGGAAUGGAGUGGAAUGGAGCGGACCCAACGCCUAAACACCCUCCCCUGUAUUGUAGUGUAAAGAUUUGAAUUGCUAUUUAUUGAAGCUAUCUCAUCCCCACAACCUGACAAUUCCAUGGACAUGCUUCUUCUGAUGAUGGGCGGGAAAACAGAAAACUACCCUUUUUUUGUAAUCUUCACUUUAACAAGGAAAUUAUUAUUUUAGGCUGCAAACUUUACUUAUACCUCUGUUGUUUCAUGGGGAACAAUCCUACAUUUACUACUACUAUUUGUGACGCCCACCCCUUUCAUUUUCUCCGAAGAGCCACUUUCAACAAAUUCUCCUCUCUGGGACUAGUCUUGAUCCUUCUCAUCACAGUGCCUUGGUUUGAGUGGCGCAGGCGUUGCACAGAUAGCCUUCGCCUCCGCGAACAGAGAGAGAAAGACGUGUUUACAUCUUGAAGAAUUUUGAGCAACAAAAGCGCAACAGCCUGUUCCCCAAAUGUGUUUAUUGUAUGUGCGCGCGUGUAUGACCGAGUUGAUUUGUGUGCAACUCAGAGCUGCAUGAUAAUGACGAAUUUUGUAUGGAGUACAGCAGCUGUGCCUACAUGGAUUCUUGCCGUGUUCGACCCCAUUUUAAGGGGUCCCGUUACUCCCUUGAUUUUCACAAGGGGCCUAAAAAUGUUGAACUAAAGAUAUUUUUAUGCAUUUUUUUUAUCUAUAUCUCGUUUCAUCAUCCUUUUAUGUUUUAUAAUAUUUUACAUGGCUUUGUCGGCUCCACUAAAACUGUAAAUUAUGCAUUCUAUAGAGCUCGGUACUUUAAUUAUUGUAAUUAUAAAGAGAUGUAGCCUUUAUUAAAAUGUUCUAUUUUUUAAAUGA